Molecule: messenger RNA, 1326 nt
Organism: Ficedula albicollis (Collared flycatcher)
Lineage: Eukaryota; Metazoa; Chordata; Aves; Passeriformes; Muscicapidae
Gene: RHBDL3
Product: rhomboid, veinlet-like 3 (Drosophila)
Cellular component (GO): membrane
Molecular function (GO): serine-type endopeptidase activity; calcium ion binding
Source: RefSeq, a predicted model, not a curated record
AUGAAGAAGGAUGUUGGAAAUGGCAUUAAAUCAUUUGGUUAUUUCUCUGUUAGAAUAUACUUCUACGGUGUAUUGCAUGUUAAUGUCGUUGCUCUUAUACCUUCUUUUUAUUCUUUUUCCUCUCAUGCUGCCUCUCAGCACUGGAAAGCCCUAUUUGAUCAGAAAGGUAGCUGUUCCUGCAGGCAGGCACUAAAGCAAGAGGAAAGCAGCUGGAAUGGAGCAGAAGUCAGAAAGCAGGCUGAAAUUUUUGAUCCUGACAACACUGGCUACAUCAGCACUGAGAAGUUUCGCUCCCUUCUCCAGAGACACGGCUCGGAGCUGGACCCCCACAAGCUGGAGGUGCUGCUAGCCCUGGCAGACAGCAACUCUGAGGGGAGGAUCUGCUACCAGGACUUCGUCAACCUGAUGAGCAACAAGAGGUCCAACAGUUUCCGGCAGGCCAUCCUGCAGGGGAACAGGCGGCUGUGCAGCAAGGCCCUGCUGGAGGAGACGGGGCUGAGCCUGUCGCAGCGGCUGAUCCGGCACGUGGCCUACGAGACGCUGCCGCGCGAGAUCGACCGCAAGUGGUACUACGACAGCUACACCUGCUGCCCCCCGCCCUGGUUCAUGAUCACCAUCACUCUUGUGGAGGUUGCCUUUUUUCUUUACAAUGGAGUGGUCUUAGACAGAUUUGUGCUGCAAGUCAGCCACCCCUUGUACCUGAAGAAUGCAUUACUGUACCAUCCCCAGCUUCGGGCCCAGGCUUGGAGGUACCUAACCUACAUAUUCAUGCAUGCAGGGAUAGAGCACCUUGGGCUCAAUGUUGUGCUUCAACUCUUGGUUGGGGUUCCUCUGGAAAUGGUGCACGGAGCUGCGAGGAUCAGUUUUGUGUACGUUGCAGGAGUUGUGGCAGGGUCCCUGGCAGUGUCAGUGGCUGACAUGAGGGCGCCGGUGGUGGGCUCCUCUGGAGGUGUGUAUGCUCUUGUCUCUGCUCACCUGGCCAAUAUUGUGAUGAAUUGGUCAGGAAUGAAGUGCCAAUUCAAACUGCUGCGCAUGGCUGUUGCCUUGAUCUGUAUGAGUUUUGAAUUUGGAAGAGCAGUGUGGCUGCGGUUCCACCCCUCCGCUUACCCCCCGUGCCCCCACCCCAGCUUCAUGGCUCACCUGGGAGGGGUGAUGGUUGGAAUUACCCUUGGUGUCAUCAUCCUGAGGAACUAUGAGCAGAGACUCCAAGAUCAGACUUUAUGGUGGAUCUUCCUUUCUAUUUAUGUCAUUUUUGUCUUGUUUGCCAUCUUCUGGAAUAUUUUUGCCUACAGUCUAUUGGAUCUAAAGCUACCUCCCCCUCCUUGA